Messenger RNA from Helicoverpa armigera (cotton bollworm), 1343 nucleotides. RefSeq lists its product as uncharacterized. NCBI's taxonomy places the organism in Eukaryota, Metazoa, Arthropoda, Insecta, Lepidoptera, Noctuidae. The transcript has 2 exons. The coding region runs from base 140 to 1180 and encodes 346 amino acids. The record is from RefSeq and is a predicted model, not a curated record.
AGUAUGCUGCGCGCAUGCGAACCGCCCGCACCCUUCUGCGCUCCUGGUACUAACAACGCUAAACUCGCGAAUUAAAUAAAUAACAAAUCACUAAAUAAAAAAUAUUAACUGUGUUCAAAAUAGCAUGCUUUAAAACAAAAUGGUCGCUAUCCUGGCCAACCCCAAGUGGAGCGAGGAUCUCACCAUCCAGAUGAUUAUCGAAUACGAGAAGCGCGAAUACCUUUGGAACCCUGUCUCGGAACACUACAAGAAUAAGAAAAUAAGGGAGCAAGGAUACAUAGAGAUAAUAAAUGCACUGAAUUUGGUCGAUGUCACAGUUAAAGAAUUGAAAAAUAAAAUAAAAAACAUACGAUCGUCGUACAGCGUCGAGUUGAAGAAGAUUCGCGCGGCGAGGAAGGCUGGCGCGCAUGCGUACAGGCCGAGCGUCACGUGGUUCGAACAUGCAGACAGGUUUCUGCGGGCGAUCGUCACACCGAGCUCUGUGGACAACAGUUUGGUGGAGAUCCCGGCGAGCGACGACAGCGACGUGGUGCAGGACCUCAGCGAGCGGAAAUCUCCGGAAAAGAAAAGUCCGCGAAAGCGUCGCAGUUCGACGCGCUCGUCGACACCGUACGUGUUGAACACGCCGUCCCCUCGGCCCGGCACUCCGUUCGGCUUAAGUCAGGGGACGUUUGGCAUCCUCCCGCCGGUUACGUCCGCGCCUUUUCUCAAUCCCCCCGUCGGGAUCGCCACGCCGCUGACUACCUCGCUCGCAACUAUCUACCCGGUGCCUACAAAACAAAAGAAAAGUAAUUCAGACAGCGGCGAUCACACGGACUUGCCGCAAGAUCUGAGUCAACAUUCCGAGAAUGGUAAUGAGAACGAGUUUGAGAUGUUUGGGAAGUUAAUUGCGAGCCAGUUGCGGAAACUGCCUCUCAGCUUGGCACUGGACACGCAGUUAAAAAUACAGACGUUAGUAAAUGCGGCAAGGAUACAAGCUGUUUAUCAGCAGUACAGUUAUGCGGGCCCGUCGCAGGAGGCCUUGUCGGUACAGGCUUUGUCAAACGGGAUUCUGGCGGGCAUGGCGACUCAAAGCUCUUUCACAUCACGAACUCUGAGCUUGGAAAAUGAUUCUCCUGAUGAAAUGAACAGGGACUUAAAGACUAUUGAAUAUUCUUUAGGUUCCGAAGCCGAAGAUUAAGAUUCCAGGAGCCGUUUGAAACCUGUUUUUGCUCAGACAACCUAUAAGUACCUCAUAAUUCUCUGUUGAGAUAAAUUUGAGAAUUUUGCUCAUUAUAUACCUUUGUAAAGCGUACGACGCACAAUGGAGUCACCUUGAUCCUGAUCUGGUGAUUCAGGUUAAA